AUGCAUGCAGAAGCACGAUCGUCUCAUUUUUUUUCUCACCAUCACGAUGGUCAUAUUAUUUCAUGCCUGAAAUUCUAUUGCGCAAAUGGAAUGAGAUUGACUUUUAUGUCUGUAACAUUAAGUAACACGAUGUCUCUUAAUGAGAUCUCGACUUCCGUCAGUAGAGUUGCAGUUAAUUUUUGUGCAAGUCUUUUGAUAUUGUUUUCAAGACAACAAAGAUUGCAACAAGUUUCAGAGCUUUUAUCUUUUGAUAAAUUUUUAAUGUUACAAAUUACUCUAGAGUUAAAUUAUGAGGUUUAUGCUAAUUAA
Molecule: messenger RNA, 309 nt
Organism: Clunio marinus
Lineage: Eukaryota; Metazoa; Arthropoda; Insecta; Diptera; Chironomidae
Source: the annotation of a GenBank genome assembly